This is a messenger RNA of Seminavis robusta, 3025 nucleotides long. Lineage: Eukaryota; Bacillariophyta; Bacillariophyceae; Naviculales; Naviculaceae. The record is from the annotation of a GenBank genome assembly.
CACCAGGGUUCGCUAACCGUUUGGUUGGGUACCGGUUACUGGUUACUCAACCAGUAACCAGUUUUGCUAGGGUACCGGUUACUGGUUACUGGUUGAGUAACCAGUUCUGCUAGGGUACCGGUUACCGGUUACUGGUUGAGUAACCAAAUCAAACAACCGGUAACCAAAUGGCAAUUUGAGUAACCGAUUCGGUAACCAAAACGGCAAUUUGAGUAACCGAUUCGGUAACCGGUUCGGUAACCAGUCAACGGUCACCACACUACUUUUUUUAUUUUAAAAAAGUAAGUCUUCUGUAAGUCUUUAUUUAAAAAGAGUUCUGAUGAUCUAUCUGAUAAGCUUCAAGCCGUUCGCAAUGUCACCGGUACCAACCUUCGAAAACAAUGGCCUCUUAUGUUGUCGCGGCGACGAUGAGGGAAUGUAUUACAUAAAUCCUGUGCUGUAACAACAGAUGUCCAAGAUGUCCACGUAUUCAUCAGCGAGCUAAAUAUUUUGGUAUCGUUGCGUACCGGUGGGGAAACACGUACUACUGUAGCUAUCAUCUAGUUUGGUACCGGUGGGAAGAUCUUGCUUUUGCAAGUUCAAGGCAUGUCAGCAUUGUUUUCCAUUCUCGGCUCAUUAUUCUUAUUCUCACAAGCAAAAAGGCAAACUUGAAAACCAAAAAUGAAAGUGAAUUUAUCUCUGGCUCUGUCUUUGACGACGUUCCCGUGGGCAGAGGCUUGGUCGCCAAGUCCAAUGUUCAUGCCAAGUCUCUCCUUCCAAAGACAUCGAGGAGCAACCUUGACGCUUAGAAUUCAGGCAUCUGCAAUGGGUGUGGAAGAAAACAAGUCAAGUCAAUUGGAUCAAGUCAAAGACAAAGUCAAUGGUCAAGAAUUUGUCAACCUUCGCGAAUUUGGAUCUGUGAAUUUGGAGAAUUUGGAGAAACUGUACGAUUUGGUGGUGAUUGGAGGAGGACCUGCGGGUGUGGCUGGCGCAGUUCAGGCGGCUCAAAUGGGCCAACGUGCCAUUAUCAUUGACCGACCGAAAGCGCCGCCAUUGGCGAAUGGACUGGACCUCUUCUUUGGAGCCCCCACGGGGUUGUUCAGCAAGGCCCUUCGCGAUUGUUCCAAGACGCUCAAUCUAGCCGCCAUGAGAGCCCAGGGAUUUGACGAUGAUGUCAUUUGGAAGCAAGUCGAAAACACUGUCGUACGAUUGGCACAGCGAAAUUCGGAAGGACAGGUCGACCUCUUGAAAAGUUUGAGAAUUGAUUAUCUUCAAGGCGAGGCCACUCUAUUGAGUCAAGACCACCCUGCCGAUCAACACGACGACGAAGAAGAAGAAGAAACCUUCCAGCCUAGAAAUAUUCUCAUCAAAAAAGCACCCAUUCAGGGAUCCGAUGGAAUCAUCAAGGAAGAUCAACAGACCACCAUUACUGGAGCAAAAGUUCUUUUGGCUACCGGUUCCAAGGCUACCAGAUUCAACGGAAUCCCAUUCGAUGACAAGAGAAUCUUUGAAAGUGACUCCAUCAAUCGACUAGGCUUUUUGCCAAACUCAGUCGUCAUUGGUGGCGCGGGAAUCAUUGCCAUUGAAUUUGCUAAUAUUUUCAAGAAUCUAGGAGUCGAUGUUACCAUGCUCAUCCGAGGAACACUCGCGGACAGUGCAAAGAAACUAGGGGUCGACCCGGAUGUCACCGAUGAACUCAUCCGGCUACUCAUCGAUUCGGGUGUACAGAUCAAGGAAGGCGCUUCGGUCGAAGAGUUCGAAUCCGUACCAUCUGCAGAUGCAGCUCAAGGCGAGACAGAUGGAAAGGUCGUUAUGAAACUCACGGAUGGAACCAAACUCGAGUCAGAUAUCUUUUUGGCGGCCUAUGGUCGUUCCGCAAACGGAAAGGAAGUCGACACCGGACUCGAUUCAGCCGGGGUCGAUGUCUCGGAUCGUGGAGAAAUAUGCAUUACUGAGAAAGAUUCAUUGGGCACAUCCAGCCCUAAUGUGGCCGCCGCCGGCGACUGCGUUGGAUGGCCAAUGUUGGCUUCCAGUAGUAUGGAACAGGCCGUACAUGCCGUAGAACACAUGUUUGAUAGCAAGAAAGCUGGACAACCUCUUGACUUUGCAACUGACAUGUCCAUUGGGAUUUGGACCAUUCCAGAAAUUGGGUACUUUGGGAUGACCAAAGAAGCUGCUGCAGAGAGAGGCAUCAAAGUCAUCGAGGGUGUCGCGACUUUCGACAAGUGCCUUCGAGGCCGCGUUUUUGAUCCAGAUGGAUUGCUCAAGCUGGUCGUAGAUGCCGAUUCUGGAAGGAUUGUUGGUGUUCACAUUAUUGGAAAAGAUGCAGCCGAGAUGGUCCACUACGGAAUGUCAUUGGUCCGAUCCAAGAACACCAUCUACGACUUGAUGACAACCAUGUUCACGGCCGUCACUUUCCAUGAGUUGUUCAAAGAGGCAGCUUUGGCCGCAAAUCAACAGCUUGACUUUGGUGUCGAGUGGCAAAAGAUUUUCGAGGAUUUGUCAGACGCAUGCCCCAUUGAUCCAGAAACUGGAGAAGCACUCGAAACAACCAUGGAGGAAUUGCGCGAAACCUUUGAUAAGCUAGACGACGAUGGAAGUGGUGCCCUUGACGAGGAGGAAUUGCGUGCACUCUUUAUCAGCGUGGGAAGAAAACCACGCAAGCGAACAAUCUCCAAUCUUAUACGCCUGGCCGACUUGGACGGAGAUGGUGUGAUCGAUUGGGAAGAAUUCAAACUAAUCUGGGACAGAAUCCAAUGUUGAGGAAUAACCUGAAUGCAUCAUGUAUGCAUGCGCAUGGUCCCAAGGCAAUUGUUACUCGUGGCAUUCACGUUACCACCAUAUUAUACAGGCAGGUAGCCAGCCAACCACGAUACUUACAGGCAGUAGAAACAGAUAUAAGAUUAGCACCGCCAAAUUGAGAGGCUUUUUUCUUCUUACGCUCCCAAAACGAAUCCUAAGGAUGGUCUUGGGGAGCACAACUAUUGCAGGCUUGUACAUUGGGAGCUGGUCUGAGUGCCAAUCGAUCAAAAGGGCUGUGCUAGCU